Hipposideros armiger (great roundleaf bat) is the source of this 3335-nucleotide messenger RNA. RefSeq names its product olfactory marker protein (gene OMP). The transcript has a single exon. Gene Ontology annotation, cellular component: neuronal cell body; cytosol; axon. Gene Ontology annotation, biological process: sensory perception of smell; signal transduction. NCBI's taxonomy places the organism in Eukaryota, Metazoa, Chordata, Mammalia, Chiroptera, Hipposideridae. The record is from RefSeq and is a predicted model, not a curated record. Bases 576 to 1067 code for a protein of 163 amino acids.
GCCUUAGUGACUGGGUGUGGAGGGGUCAUAGGGCGGCUGAUUCAAGGAUGGCUCCAAGGUUUGGCUUGGGUGACGUCAAAUCUCAAAUCAGCGGGCGCCUCUGGUCCUUGUGCCCCCAAACCCUCCUGCCAGGGAGUCUUCCAGGCUCUCCUUACUCCUGCCCCCAGCCUCAUCCCCCUCUUACUGCCUGGAUACAGUGCUCUCUUCUUCACAAACAAGCCAGCUCCCAGCCCAUCCAUGGAGGUGGUAGUCAGGGCGGUUGCCACAGCAAUUAGCAUCAGCAGCCUGGUCCCAGAGGAGCCUGUCACCCUCCUGCCUGCCUGCAGUGCCUCCAUUAGCGCUUCUGCAGGAGUGAAGAGGAGGCAUUUGGGGACUCCCACCCUCAUACACACCCCAUUUUGAGGACUGGGUAGGGCUGGGAAGGGCCAGGGGCCAAGGGGGGAGAGGACGACGGGAGAGCAUCAGGGUAGGCGGGGCCUCUCUUUGGUGGCCUCUUGCCUUGGCUACGAGGCUCCAGCCCACUCGGCUCCUAGACAGAGGCAGAGAGAGGCGGCAGCAGCAGCAGCAACUGGGCCAUGGCAGAGGAUGGGCCAAAGCAGCCGCAGCUCAGCAUGCCGCUGGUCCUGGACGAGGACCUGACCAAGCAGAUGCGGCUGCGUGUGGAGAGCCUGAAGCAGCGUGGGCUGAAGCGCCAGGACGGCGAGAAGCUGCUGCGGCCGGCCGAGUCCGUGUACCGCCUCGACUUCAUCCAGCAGCAGAAGCUGCAGUUUGAGCGCUGGGACGUCGUGCUGGACCAGCCGGGCAAGGUCACCAUCACGGGCACCUCCCAGAACUGGACGCCUGACCUCACCAACCUCAUGACCCGCCAGCUGCUGGACCCCGCUGCCAUCUUCUGGCGCAAGGAGGAUUCAGACGCCAUGGACUGGAACGAGGCCGACGCCCUCGAGUUCGGGGAGCGCCUGUCGGAGCUGGCCAAAGUCCGCAAGGUCAUGUACUUCCUCAUCACCUUCGGCGAGGGCGUGGAGCCCGCCAACCUCAAGGCCUCCGUGGUCUUUAACCAGCUCUGACAGCAGCUGCUGGCUGCUGCCCUCUCCUUUCACCCUCCUGCCCUGCCCCUGCCUGUGCAUAUUUGGGGACAUUUUUCUAGCUGCUGGCCUGUACUCAGCUUCGCCGGGACUCCUGUGCCCGCAUCCUUUCUCUCUCCUUCCCCUGGUGCUCCUGCUCACGGAGGAAGAUACCAAGGCUCUGGAGUCUAGAAGCUGAACUAGCUGCCCGGCUGCCUCUGCUCCUGCUGUAGACCACGGAGGCCUGGUCGGGGCUAGUGUGGGACGAUGGAGGGGCCAGGGAUGCCUGCCUGCUCUCUGCCUCCUCGUUGGAGAGAGAGACUGAAGGAGACCAAGAGAGAGACAGACAGAGACACAAGUGAGAUGGGGUGAGAUCCAAAGAAACAGCCUCUGGAGAUGGAGACGGCAGAGCAGCCUCCUUGGGGAAUCCAGCAAACAGGCAUUUGCUACCCUCCCGGCUACAGCGCCCUUUGUCCAGAGGUGAACGCCCAGCCUGAGGACCCAGGAAAGCACCGCUCCUAGCAUGGGCCUGGCAUGGGCCCACGAUGCCUCAGGGGCCCUCAGGACAUCGGACAGGGUGGCUGUGGGGGUUGGUUUGGGCAGUGGGGAGUGGCUGGCAUGCUGGAGGCUGUGCAGGCCAGCUCUCACUCUCCUGAGAAUGACUUCAGAAUGGGAAAAAUGAAGGGGGACAUAAAUAAGUCAUAUAGAGAUGUAUCUAUCUAUACAUAUACAUAUAUAUUGAGAGAGAGCAUGCUAUAUUCAUAUGGAUAUAGAGUUUAUACCUGCCCUAUGCACAAGUCUGAUUUUAGAUUAUCUAUUACAUAUUUGCCCAGCGGGUUCACAGGUGGCCUUUAGCAGGGGCUUGAUCAGGAUGACCUUGGUGAGGGAGACUUCCUGAGCUGGGAGACUCAAGUUCAUAUAGUGAAAUAGAAACAAUAUAGUGAAGGGGUUUCCUUCUGCUUGGGGGAACCUGGAUGGAGGGGUCCAGAGCCUUGGAGCUGGGACAGUAGGUUCUCUGGGGACUCAGGUGUCCCCCUCUGGGACUUCAGGCUUUUUCCAGCUCACUGGUCAGGGAAGGUGAUUGUUUCAUCUAGUGUGGCAACCCUGGCAUCUUUAGUGGAGCUGAGGGGUGGGGUGGGAUGGCCUGGUAGGGCAAUUGUGAUGGCUGAUGGUCAGAAGUAGGCUGGAGGUGGCAGUGUGCUAUGACGAUAGAACACGGGUCUCAGAGGUCACUGGGCACAACCCACUCACCAAACAGGGAAACUGAGACACGAUGAUCAGCAGAUUCAGUUCCUGCCCCCAAGCCUCACUCCCCUUCACACUGCACAGGCCCAGUGAGCCCCAUUUGAGGGAGUGGCCCGACCUGCCUGGCAUCAGCUGAGGGCACCUCAGGAAGUACCUGCAACACCCUGUCUCAAGACCAGCCCUGGUUUUUGUCAGGGACCGGCCCAUGACAUAGGGUGGGGUGGGGUGGGGAUGGGGGUGAGGGGGCAAGCUCAGGACCCUGAGAACAGAUGCACUGAGAGAUGGAGGGUCAGAGCCGUUCCCACUGGCCGAGGCUGCUGGGAGGGCGGGCCCCCGCUUAGGUGUGUAAGCAGGCUUGGGUGUGGGAGCCUGGAUUCUUUGGGUGGGAGAUUGGCUGUGGUGUGACCUAUGGCCCUCUAACUCGCAGCUCUGGCUUGUUCCGGGACGUGCUUAACGUCCUGGCUUGCCCGCCUUGUUUCUCUACUGACCACUGGGGAAGGCUAAAUCCCCUGGGGAUGUCCCUGCCCUUCUGCUUCUUUGCUUGACCCCUGCUUGCAGCUCUGGGGAUCCUCUUAGUGCUGAUUGCCUGUACCCCUCCCUGCCCCACCACAUCCUCCCUGUGUGGGUGUGUGAGUGCCUCUGCUGUGCCCGCUAUGUGGCCCCAAUAAAGUCUGUGUGCUCACGCCUCCAUGGUGUACAGUCUCUCGCCAUGAGCCACCCCCUCCCUUUCAGGAGCUCUGACUUAGCCCUGAGCACCCGCUCCCCUGGCUUUCCCCCAUACUCUCAAUCCCUUUCCCUGCCGCUUUCAGGGAUGAGGCCCAGAGCAGCCAGGUGACUGGCCCAAGGUCACACAGCAAGAUGGCGUUUAGAACCAGGUUUCCUGAAACCCAACCAGGAACCAGUACCCCUUACAGCUUUUUCUGCAGUGGCCCCCAGACCAGCCUCUGUAGGGGCAUGAAGAGAGCUGUGCUGAGGCCACAGAGAGGUGCCAUUUAGUCCUCGGCAGGUGGGGCCCAGAGGGCAUGG